Entamoeba nuttalli P19 is the source of this 903-nucleotide messenger RNA. Its product is annotated as DNA primase small subunit domain containing protein. Gene Ontology annotation, cellular component: alpha DNA polymerase:primase complex. Gene Ontology annotation, biological process: DNA replication, synthesis of primer. The record is from RefSeq and is a predicted model, not a curated record. Lineage: Eukaryota; Evosea; Mastigamoebida; Endamoebidae. The transcript has a single exon. Bases 1 to 903 code for a protein of 300 amino acids.
AUGAAAAAUUUUAAAUUUAUAAAAAAAAGAAAAAAUCCCCAAUUAUUUUUAAUAAGCAUUUCAAUGAAUAAAGUAAGUCAAUCUCUUAGUUUGUAUUACCGUUUGUUGUUAAUAAUUUUAUUUUUAUUUUUUACAUUGAAACAAACUAACGUUGUUGUAGAAAAGUUUUUUCCAAGUAAAUUGUUCUAUCAAUGGGUUACUAGAAAUGGAAAAUAUAGUCAAACAAGAGAACUUGCUGCCUUUAAAACUAACUCAUUUUUUAAUCGAUAUUUACACUUUAAUUCUUCAUAUGACUUAUCAAAUUACUUAAGUCGUUACGUUCCAGAAAGAAUUGAAAUUGGACCAAUAUUUGAUCAUUUAUUAUUUAGUCAGACUAACACAGCAACAAUGAGAGAGUUUGUUAUUGAUAUUGAUAUAGAUGAUUAUGAUGAUGUUCGAUAUUGCUGUUCUUCAACCCAAGUAUGUAAAAGGUGUUGGAUAUUAAUAUCAUGUGCUGCAAAAGUCAUUCACCACAUUUUCCAGGAACAAUUUGGAAUGAAACAUAUUCUUAAUGUUUUUAGUGGAAGAAGAGGAAUACAUUUCUGGAUUUGUGAUGAACAAGCAUUACAUUUCAAUGAGCAAAUGAGAACAUACAUUACAAAAUAUUUCAGUCUAGUUACUAAUCAAUGCAUUAAUAAAGAUAACCAUCCAAUCAUUGAUAUUCAUGAAGAAUAUCCUUUAUACAAUGAAGUUUAUCAAAUAUUAGAACCAUAUUUUGAAGAUUAUUGUGAAAAACAAGAAAUCUUCAAAAAUGAACAAAGAAAAGAACAGUUAUUGAAUUUAUUACCUCAAAAUGAAACUAGUCAAGUUAUUAGAAAGUUCAAUAAUCUCAGUUGGACUUUAUUGAAAGAACAUUUCGUUUGA